AUGAUAUUAGAAGAGAAUUACGUUGCUUCACAAAUAUCUUUGUUAAACAUGAUACUAGAAGAGAAAUUAUUGGUCGGAGCACCUAAAGCUGACGUACCAGAAAUUAAAGUGAAACGUGGUGGUGCUAUUUUUAGAUGCCCGUCUGGUACAACUCUUGAAGACGACUGCAUUAGGUUGUCUGAUGACCCUUUCAAUGUGCCACCAACUCAAGAUGAAGAAAUGGAUGAUCAAUGGCUGGGUGUUGUUUUACAAAGUCAGGGCAAGGGCAAAAAUGUUUUGACGUGUGGUCAUCGAUAUAAACAUACCAACAAUGGUAUAGGGGUAUGUUAUACACUGUAUCAGGGGCUAGAUUUCCAGGCACCGUGGAGACCCUGUAUGGGUAGACCAGACAGCCACGAUCAUGAACAGUUUGGCUUGUGUCAGUCUGGUGUUAGCAGUAUGCUCACUCAGGAUGAUGGUUUAGUGAUAGGGGCUCCUGGUUCUAUCUAUUGGAGAGGUGUGGUGUUCAGAUCUAAUAUAAGUGAACAGUUGGGUGCUGAUAAAACUUGGUACAAAUCUCCAGUACCAGUGGCUGAUGGAUCUGCUGGUUCACAAGAACCACCUGUAGACAUCUACGCUUAUCUAGGUUAUUCCGUCACAUCUGGUAUUUUUGACAAAACAUUAGAAAGAUAUUAUGUGUCUGGAGCUCCACGCUCUCAGCUAACAGGGGAGGUAAUUUUCUUCACCAAGAGUUCUCCAGAUGGUAGUCUACGUUAUGUGGAGACACAGAAAUUUAAAGGACAGAAAGAUUUCGCUGCGUUUGGUUAUUCUUUACUGGCAGUUGACGUCAAUGGCGACAAGUGA
Molecule: messenger RNA, 843 nt
Organism: Lottia gigantea (owl limpet)
Lineage: Eukaryota; Metazoa; Mollusca; Gastropoda; Lottiidae
Exons: 7
Coding region: 1-843 (280 amino acids)
Biological process (GO): cell-matrix adhesion; integrin-mediated signaling pathway; cell adhesion mediated by integrin
Cellular component (GO): integrin complex; external side of plasma membrane
Molecular function (GO): integrin binding
Source: RefSeq, a predicted model, not a curated record